Molecule: messenger RNA, 267 nt
Organism: Iphiclides podalirius (scarce swallowtail)
Lineage: Eukaryota; Metazoa; Arthropoda; Insecta; Lepidoptera; Papilionidae
Source: the annotation of a GenBank genome assembly
AUGUCCUCGAUUUGUUCAAAAAAUGGUCACUGCACCAGGGACAACGUGCUUCAACGAUCGUGCAGCGUGACCGCCCCCAACCAUCCACCAUCGAUCAUCCGCAGUCAUACAAACGGGGAGACGGAAGCGAAUUACUUAAAACGGCUCGCUGGGGUCGAUGACAGGAGGUAUUUGGAAGUGCUCCAACUCUUGCCCUAUGACCAAGCGGAUUCUUUCCAGGGAAUACUCGAUCGAGGUCUGAUAUCUGCUGAGACUGUGGACCGGCUU